CCCGACUACAACAACGAGCUCACCCAGUUCCUGCCGCGCACCAUCGUCCUCAAGAAGCCGCCUGGGGCGCAGCUGGGCUUCAACAUCCGGGGAGGAAAAGCCUCGCAGCUGGGGAUCUUCAUCUCUAAGGUGAUCCCCGACUCAGACGCGCACAGAGCUGGGCUGCAGGAAGGGGACCAGGUGCUCUCGGUGAACGAUGUGGAUUUCCAGGACAUUGAGCACAGCAAGGCUGUGGAGAUCCUGAAGACGGCUCGUGAAAUCACCAUGCGCGUGCGUUACUUCCCCUACAACUACCAGAGACAGAAGGAAAGAACUGUUCACUAG
Messenger RNA from Pterocles gutturalis (yellow-throated sandgrouse), 324 nucleotides. RefSeq names its product PDZ domain containing 11 (gene PDZD11). The transcript is spliced from 5 exons. The annotation marks the transcript as partial. The record is from RefSeq and is a predicted model, not a curated record. Gene Ontology annotation, cellular component: synapse; cell-cell junction; basolateral plasma membrane. Gene Ontology annotation, biological process: neurotransmitter secretion; protein localization to basolateral plasma membrane; maintenance of epithelial cell apical/basal polarity. Gene Ontology annotation, molecular function: protein binding. NCBI's taxonomy places the organism in Eukaryota, Metazoa, Chordata, Aves, Pterocliformes, Pteroclidae.